AUGCUUCGACGUAGCCAAACAGUGCAGGUCUGGCUCAGUCGUAUCGGAGUGAACAGCGUUCAAGCGCAUUCGGCGAGUGGCAAAAAGCUUCAUUACAUCAGAGCGAUGACCUCCUCAGCGGUUCCGUCUCGGAACGGAGAAGGAUCCUCCUCUCGUGUCAAUCAUAAUGCCGCGGAACACUCCAUCAAUUCCGCUAGCUCAACAGCGUAUCUGUCAAUUCUUACCCAGUCGCAGCGUCAGGCGUGUACCUCGCCUCCAGCUCAGCCACUGCAGAUCCUUGCUGGGCCUGGAAGUGGCAAGACCAGGGUCCUCACGAGCAGAGCCGCUUGGCUAGUGCUGCACCACAAGAUCAUGCCAGAGUCCAUAGUGAUGAUCACGUUUACUGUCAGUUUAGUGACGUGGAAACCAUUUGGGUGUGAUAAGAAGGUAUCCGGAGUGACACUUACCAAAUUUUUCCUUGCGGCUGACAGAACAAAGCUGCCAGGGAAAUGCGCUCGGUAAGUGAGGGUCCUCGCAGAAAUACUUCUUGCUCUCAUGCCGGUCUGAAGUGGGUUUGAGUCGUCUAACAGCGUUUGGAGAAGCUGAUUGGAACCGAACGCACCAGAAGACUUGUCCUGGGUAAGUCAAGGGCCUGCUUAUGUCAGCAGCGAGCGACUCACCCGUCAUGAACUUUCUAAGGAACGUUCCACGCGGUGAUGGCAAGGUACCUCAGGAGGCAUGGAAAGAAAAUUGGCCUGGCCAACAAUUUCUCCAUCUUAGACGCUGAUGACAGGUAAGGCACCAGCGCAACUAGACGUCUCAAAUGCAGCAAUGCUGACCGCUGAAUCUAUUCUUUGCACAGUAAAAAAGUCCUGAAAGAGAUUCUCAAGGAACAAUUCGACAACGCGCCUCAUGGCAUCAAGGUGACACCAGAUCAAGCAGCCACGGAGAUCAGCAAAGCAAAGUCCAAAGGCUACACUGCGUCGCACUUUGAAGCUGCUCUUGCAAAGGAGUCAGCCAAGAAGGGCAAGGACGCGACGACGCUGCGCACAGCGAUCGCCGAUGUAUACGUCUUCUACGAGCAGCGACUGGAGCAAAACUCAUGCUUGGAUUUCGACGAUCUGUUAUUGAAGGGAUGUAAGCUCCUUCAGCACAGGGAGGUCGUCGAUGAUAUCGUUCAUGUGGUGAGUCACACAUGGGUGAAGCUAGCAAUCCGCCACAAAAUGCUCAGACGUUCCCUUUUCGUCAGCUGGUCGACGAAUUCCAGGUGCGGAACAAAUAUGCAAAAUGACGCUUUACUCAUAAUCGUGCCGCUUUACUGAGACUCAUCAGGACCCUUCUGCAGGACACCAACGUCGUCCAGUACGAUUUGAUGCAGUGCUUUGCUGCGGCAACUACCGCGAAUCUUCUUCAAGCGCCUGGUUUGGUCUUAGCUGCAGAUGGAACCGCUGAGUCUCCUGCUACGCCUUGCGGUCUCAGCAUUGUCGGCGACCCAGGUGAGCGUUCUCAUCAUGCGAUCACUGCGUGCCCGUCGAUUCUUAGUCUGUGCUUUGUCUGCCCGGCAAGUCAGAUCAAUCCAUCUAUCUUUGGAGAUCCGCAGAGAUCGAAAAUUUGAACAAGAUGACGAACCAUUAUCCUAUGACGAUGCGAGUCAAUUUGGAAGAGAACUUCAGAUCCGCUGGGAAUAUUCUAGACCUGUGCUUGCGGAUCAUCGAGCAGGACAAGGAGCGCAUCAAACGUGGCCUGCGCACAAGCCAUCCUCUAGGAGUGCCUGUCGUACUCAAGCAGGCAUCCAGCGCUGGCCGCGAGGCUCAAUUCAUUGCGACCGAGAUCAAGCGCCUCAUCGCGCACACAGGAGGCCUCCUUGGCUACGCAGAUGUGAGGCAGCUGCGUUUGGCAGCUCGCAUUUGCUGUGUCGCGUGCUAAACAAUUGCUUACAAUUGAUUUACUUUGGUCUCAGUUCGCAAUCUUGCUGCGCUUCAACGCUCUAUCACGCGAGGUUGAAAAAGCCUUGCAACAAGAGGGUCUUCCAAGCAAAAUGCUUGGCGGUUCUAAGUUCUUCGAUCGUGUCGAGGUGAGCGUCUACGCGUUUCAGUUCUCGCGCCUUCUCAAGAGCUUAUUGGCAGCUGCUCGCGCAGGUGAAAGACUUGCUCGCGUAUCUCACUCUAGCAGCAAACCCGAAUAAUGUAUCAGCAUUCGUUCGGGUCGUCAAUGUACCCAAAAGAUCUAUUGGCGACAAGUCUGUGCAAGAGCUGCUGACGAAAGCGCGCGAGUUGAGCAUGAAGCCCAUGGAGCUUGCAGAGCAGCUGGUGCAUGGAACCAAGAAGCUCCAGGGUAUCAAACCUGCGGUCACAAAGAAUUUGAAGCAGUUCGUGGACAUCGUUUCACGCAUCCGCCGGCAAGCCACAAAGGUGCGUCGCCCUCAUGUGCAGCGGGUCUCGUCGAUGGCAAGUCUUACGGCCCGCCCUGUGUCUUGAUGCGCCCCAGGGACGCACCGCUGCCGAGCUUCUAGAGACGGUCGUAAAGUAUACCAACUUCGAAGACUACCUCCGCAAGCUUGGCGAACACGAGUCUAGGUGAGUGCUACAGGAUCUCUGCAGGAGUGAGAUGGCGCACUGUACUGACUCAUCCGGGUGUCCUGACACGAGCAGGUGGGAGAACGUGAAGGAGUUAAUCAAUUUCGCUGAAAUUAUCAGGCAAUCAGGUGUUGAAGAUGUACAGCCGCGAUCACAGCUCGAACGCACCAAGAACGAAGCUGCAGACGAUUCCGCGAAUGAUGUCAAGGAUGUGUCCGCUCGAGCGACUCAGUCAGAGAACGUAAAGGCAGGUCUCGACGAGCACGACGCUCGCGAUAGCAGAAGCGGUAUACGAGGAGAAGCCGACGACGUUGCAGGCGUGCAAAGCGCGGCUCUACCUGUCAAGACAGAGCCCGCUGAAGAACGAACUUCGCGCUCUGCGAGCCAAGGCGCAUCAAACUUGCUUGGGAAGCUGGAGCAGUCACUUGAGAGCGUGAAGACAGAAUCUGAUGACGAAGUCCAAUUUGUCAGUGCGAAUUUCAAAGAAUCUUCCAAAUCGACGAAGCCCUCCUCCGUCCUGUCUGGAGACUUCAAGCGUCAAGGCGACGCUCUGCGGCGCUCGGACAAGGCCAAAAGACCCAAAACAGAGAUGCCUUCAGACGAGGUGGAGGACACGUCCGACCCACAACCGUCUGACGGAGAGCCAAAUGCGUCCGAAACUACUCAAAUACAACCCGAUGCACCGCUUGCAAAGUUUCUCGAGGCUUGCACGCUAAGUACAGACAUGCACAGCGAGGGUGAUGCGGAGCAAGAUGGGCCCAAAGUUACGAUCUCGGUGAGUUUGAGUCUGAAAGUCCACAACUCUUGAUGGGUUGCUGAGCCAUCUUGUCCGAGUAUCUCCAGACUGCGCACGCUGCCAAAGGUCUUGAGUUUCCAGUCGUCUUUGUUUUAGGGGUAGAAGAUGGAAGCUUUCCGUGAGCCCCGGUGUUGCAUGCCAACGCGAGCCCGUUUGUCAUGGUUGAGCUGACCUUCCACCGUCUGCGAUGGGCAUCAGCUUCUAUCGUAGCACCACUCCAGAACAGAUCGCGGAAGAGCGUCGUUUGUUAUUCGUUGCGUGCAGUCGCGCCCAGACAAAUCUGUACUUGACACACGCAGCUCAGCGCCACAUUGGAGGCCAGAUGGAGAAUGCGGACCGCAUCUUAUCUCAAUUCGUCUCUCCACUAGCCGACCGAGCCCACCGUGGGGGACAGGCUGCUGGCGGACCAAAUCCGGCUGUUCUGAGACGCGGCUCGAACAUGGCGCCGCUUCCAGUCGCUUUCAGCCAUCAACAGCGCCCAGUGCUCACCGAGGCGCACCGCCGCGACAUCGCGGCAAUCCUGGAGAGGCAAUUGCCCGGCGGUUACGAAGAGACCGUCAGCGAUAGCAUAGCGAAGUUGUGAGUUGCACCCUUCGCAAUGCUUCAGCGGAGCGCCAGUGCGAGCGCAUGACUGAAUCAUCCUCGAGCGCGUGGUCAGCAAUCGCUCGAACACUGCAAGGAUUAUAGACCUGCCGUCACCAGGACCAAGGCAAAGGACCUGGACGAGCUAUGAUGAUGCGCUGACAGGCGAAGCGUAUGGCUCGUAUCGAGCUCAUGGUUACAAAGAUGCUUAUGGGCUCGACUUCAAUAGCUACAAUAGAGCCCAAGGCGGCUUUGGAGGUCCCAACAGACGCUUGAAGAAUAGUUGCCUGCCAGGCACCGAGAUGAGAAUGUCAACAAGCUGGUCGAGCUCACCAUCGAGACCCCACAAUGCUGCUGCUGGACCGCACCAGACUGGCUUCUCGAGCGCAGCAAAGCUGCAUGCAGGAAGUGGUCGGCAGAUUCUUCAGCGGGAGGGCUACGGCGACGAGGCUGUCAUUACGGAGAGACCCCGCAGACAAGUGGCGGAUCUAGACAGCUUCCAAGUGAGUCAUUCGAGCCCUAAGGACUGCACAGAGUCCUCACCCAGUCUCUGCUCGCCCCUCAGUCCGCGGCGAAAUCUAGCCUAGCCAGUAUGAUGAGUCUGCUCCCUCCCGAAUCAAGCCCCGACCCUGACGCGGGCGAGGGGUCGACUUCUGCAGCACAUGUCCAACCCCAGAAGCCCACUUUCGCUCAUUCGACGGGCCUUGCCAGGACAUCGAACUCUUCUUCAAUUCGCAGGCUAGGCACAGGUCGCCCAAGACCAAAGCAUGACUCCAAACACUGA
Molecule: messenger RNA, 4717 nt
Organism: Ceraceosorus bombacis
Lineage: Eukaryota; Fungi; Basidiomycota; Exobasidiomycetes; Ceraceosorales; Ceraceosoraceae
Source: the annotation of a GenBank genome assembly